Fukomys damarensis (Damara mole-rat) is the source of this 378-nucleotide messenger RNA. RefSeq names its product translationally-controlled tumor protein-like. Gene Ontology annotation, molecular function: calcium ion binding. Lineage: Eukaryota; Metazoa; Chordata; Mammalia; Rodentia; Bathyergidae. The transcript has a single exon. Gene Ontology annotation, cellular component: cytoplasm. Bases 1 to 378 code for a protein of 125 amino acids. The record is from RefSeq and is a predicted model, not a curated record.
AUGUGCCUGGAGGUGGACGGCAAUAUGGUCAGUAGAACAGAGGGUGACAUUAAUGACUCGCUCAUUGGUGAAAAUGCCUCUGCUGAAGGCCCCAGGGGCGAAGGUACUGAAAGCACAGUAGUCAGUAGUAUUGAUGGUGUCGUGAAUCAUCACUUGCGGAAACCAGCUUCACAAGAGGCCUACAAGAAGUACAUCAAAGAUUAUAUGAAAUCAGUCAAAGGCAAACUUGAAGAACAAAGAUCAAAACCUUUUACGACAGGGGAUGCAGUACAAAUCAAGCACAUACUUGCCAAUUUCAAAAACUAUCAGUUCUUGAUUUGUGCAAACAUGAAUCCAGAUGGUAUAGUUGCUCUCCUGGACUAUGUGGGGAUGGUAUGA